AUUAAGACAAGCAAAACCCCCUCAAAACCUCAGGCCCCGGUAUAGGGUUUUCCCUCGUCUCCGAUCUCAUUUCCACCUCCGCCAUGGCCCGAUUCUCUAGAGGAUCCGCUACAUCGCGUCUCCUCUUCUCCCUCUAUUCUUCCACCGCGAAAACGACAGCGACAGCUCCAGCUCCGCCGUCUCAUUCCCCGACCGCUGCCCUGCUCCUCGGCAACUUCAGCCUCCGCCAAUUCUCCAACGUCGCUCGCGCCAAGGAAGAGGAGCCAUGGUGGAAGGAGUCCAUGGAACGCCUGCGGAACAUUGGAAUCUCUGCUCACAUCGACUCCGGAAAGACCACUCUCACUGAGCGCAUCCUCUACUACACCGGCCGUAUCCAUGAGAUCCACGAGGUCCGCGGCCGCGAUGGAGUCGGCGCUAAGAUGGAUUCUAUGGACUUAGAAAGAGAAAAGGGCAUCACCAUCCAGUCCGCCGCCACAUAUUGUACUUGGAAUGGCUAUCAGAUAAAUAUAAUUGAUACACCGGGGCACGUAGAUUUUACCAUAGAGGUGGAGAGGGCUUUGCGAGUGCUGGAUGGUGCAAUUCUUGUGCUUUGUAGUGUGGGUGGAGUGCAGAGUCAGUCUAUAACGGUGGAUAGGCAAAUGAGGAGAUAUCAGGUCCCUAGACUUGCCUUUAUUAACAAACUUGAUCGAAUGGGAGCUGAUCCGUGGAAGGUUCUCAACCAGGCAAGGUCUAAACUGAGGCAUCACAGUGCAGCUAUUCAAGUUCCAAUUGGCUUGGAGGAUGAUUUUCAAGGCCUUAUUGAUCUUGUGAAGUUGAAAGCUUAUUAUUUCCAUGGUUCCAAUGGUGAAAAAGUUGUUACUGAGGAAGUGCCUGCUCAUAUGGAGGCCAUAGUUGCUGAAAAACGACGUGAACUUAUAGAAGUUGUUUCUGAAGUUGACGAUAAACUUGCUGAUGCUUUUCUUGCAGAUGAGCCUAUUUCAUCAUCAGAUCUUGAGGAGGCAAUUCGCAGGGCUACUGUAGCAAGGAAAUUUAUUCCAGUAUUCAUGGGAAGUGCAUUCAAGAACAAGGGAGUUCAACCACUUCUGGAUGGUGUGCUUAGUUAUUUGCCUUGUCCUACUGAAGUUAGUAACUUUGCUCUUGACCAAUCUAAGAAUGAAGAUAAGGUCUUGUUGGCUGGAAAUCCAGAUGGACGACUUGUGGCAUUGGCUUUUAAAUUAGAGGAAGGGCGUUUUGGUCAAUUGACAUUUCUAAGAAUCUAUGAGGGUGUCAUUCGCAAGGGUGAUUUUAUAGUGAACAUAAACACAGGCAAGAAGAUUAAGGUUCCUCGCUUGGUUCGGAUGCAUUCUAAUGAAAUGGAGGACAUUCAAGAGGCACAUGCUGGGCAAAUUGUUGCUGUAUUUGGAGUGGAUUGUGCUUCAGGAGAUACUUUUACAGAUGGAUCUAUUAGAUACACUAUGACAUCCAUGAAUGUUCCUGAGCCAGUUAUGUCAUUAGCUGUUCAACCUGUUUCAAAAGACUCUGGAGGACAAUUUUCGAAAGCUUUGAAUCGUUUUCAGAAAGAGGAUCCUACUUUCCGUGUUGGUUUGGAUCCUGAGAGUGGGCAGACAAUUAUUUCUGGGAUGGGAGAGUUGCAUCUGGACAUAUAUGUGGAGCGCAUUCGGAGAGAGUACAAGGUUGAUGCAACUGUUGGGAAACCUCGUGUUAACUUUAGAGAAACUGUUACUCAGCGUGCAGAAUUUGAUUAUUUACAUAAGAAGCAAACUGGAGGACAAGGCCAAUAUGGAAGAGUAAUUGGGUUUAUUGAGCCACUUCCAGCAGACUCGCCUACCAAAUUCCUGUUCGAGAACAUGAUGGUUGGACAAGCUAUACCAUCAGGUUUUAUUCCUGCAAUUGAAAAGGGCUUUAAAGAAGCUGCCAAUUCAGGCUCUUUAAUUGGGCAUCCAGUCGAAAAUGUUCGUAUUGUUUUAACAGAUGGUGCUUCCCAUGCCGUGGAUUCUAGUGAACUUGCAUUUAAAUUAGCAUCAAUAUAUGCUUUUAGACAGUGCUAUGCAGCUGCAAAGCCCGUUAUACUGGAACCUAUAAUGCUGGUGGAACUGAAAGCACCAACAGAAUUUCAGGGUACUGUAGCUGGUGAUAUUAACAAGAGGAAAGGUGUGAUAGUUGGAAAUGACCAGGAUGGUGAUGACUCUGUAAUAACUGCCCAUGUUCCCCUAAACAAUAUGUUUGGGUACUCGACAUCCCUUCGUUCCAUGACACAGGGUAAAGGUGAAUUCACAAUGGAAUACAAAGAGCAUUCGCCUGUUUCACAAGAUGUGCAGAUGCAAUUGGUGAACACCUACAAGGCCACCAAGGCUGCUGAAUAGAUGGGAAUUUUGUUAAAGCUGAUGCCCCCUACACAAGUCAAAUUUUUUCACUGAAAGAUGCUAUAAUUUUUUCAUACAUAUAUAAUCUUUGCGUGAUAAAAACGUGAGAAAUAUUUAUUUUUUAUUCAGUAGCCAAUGGGUCAAUAGCAAGGAUGAGAUUCCAAUAGAGAUGGGAUUAAAGGAUAUUUUUUAAAUGCAAAUGUCACAUUGUAAUUGUAAUAAUUAUUACAUCACCUCGAAAGUUAGUUUUGCAGA
Messenger RNA from Hevea brasiliensis (rubber tree), 2618 nucleotides. Its product is annotated as elongation factor G-1, mitochondrial. Gene Ontology annotation, molecular function: GTPase activity; translation elongation factor activity; GTP binding. Gene Ontology annotation, biological process: mitochondrial translational elongation. Lineage: Eukaryota; Viridiplantae; Streptophyta; Magnoliopsida; Malpighiales; Euphorbiaceae. The record is from RefSeq and is a predicted model, not a curated record. The coding region runs from base 84 to 2363 and encodes 759 amino acids. Gene Ontology annotation, cellular component: mitochondrion. The transcript is spliced from 20 exons.